AUGCGUGCCAUACCUUCAACACUCAUCAGCCUAGGCCUCUCAACCUUGGCAGCUGCAUCUGAUGAAGAUGUCGUCUCAUUCCCCGCCAUUGGCGAAGUAGACAUCGUGUUUCCACGAUCGGAGGAAACGUACGCAGCAGAAGCACCAUUUCCUGUCAUCUUCGGCCUCCAAAACGCGCCAGUUUUGACCACUUUUAGCGGUACCCUGAACUGGGAGCUUGACUGCGCUUACACGCUAUUUGGCAUCGGUAGGCUCUACUUGGACUUUCUACCCGACUCGGAGCCAUAUUACUUUCUCAACACCAGUCAAGCCAUUGCUGAUGCCGACGAAGACCAGUUCCAGUACUGGCGCGGUGAAGAAGAUUCUUGCAUCCUCAAGUGGGAUUUCCGAUGGACAACUGUCUGUGAACCGCGGUCUGAUGGCAGCGUUCUGUUGAAAAACAACCAAUUCCAACGUUCAGGAAACGUCACAUUCACUCUUCGUCCAGGCGCAAAGACUGCUCGCAAAGCUAUUACAGAAUACGAAGGUUGCGCUAUUGGGGGGACUGCGAUCAAGCUUGAAAAGAACCACACAGUUGGCUGUCCCAUCCUUGCGGAAGAUGCGUCGCCAAAACCAAAGCCUUGCAACCUUGACGUCAAGAAGGCUCGAAGUAGUCUUGCGGCUGCCGUUGUAAAACCUACUACGAGCUUGACUGAGAUCCCUAGCAAGACUACCGAUUCAGGGUCGAGGGUCACAGGCACGGGAACAGAUAAUGCUUCUGAACCUACGAGUACUAGCGGGACUCAAAAGACAAACGGGGAUGAUAGCGGCGUCGAUAGUGAUAACGGGGCACAGGGUCACAGCAUUGCUGACAUCGGUGGACUUUUGGCUGUAUUCAUCACUGUCUCUGGUAGUAUCAUCCUUCCAUUAUUCUUGUAA
This is a messenger RNA of Fusarium venenatum, 918 nucleotides long. RefSeq lists its product as uncharacterized. The record is from RefSeq and is a predicted model, not a curated record. NCBI's taxonomy places the organism in Eukaryota, Fungi, Ascomycota, Sordariomycetes, Hypocreales, Nectriaceae.